AUGAGUUAUCUACAAAAGAUUAGAAGACAGGAAGAAGAUGCGAUUCAGUCGGCUUCAACAGAUCCUGUAACUCCUAUUACACGGAGAUCCUCAUCCACUCCUAAUUCGAAACAAAAAAAAACGUCAGAGUCGCGUCAUGAUAUAGAGGCUUUUUUCAUUUUGAUCGCGACUUUAUUUCGUAAUAUUCCUGAUGAAGGACUUAAAUGUUGGAUAGAAACGAAAUCAUUGAUUAAUUGGGGAGCAAGUUUUCAAGAAACGGGAAUGAUGUGUGCUUAUUUGGAAAU
Funneliformis mosseae is the source of this 284-nucleotide messenger RNA. The record is from the annotation of a GenBank genome assembly. NCBI's taxonomy places the organism in Eukaryota, Fungi, Glomeromycota, Glomeromycetes, Glomerales, Glomeraceae.